Molecule: messenger RNA, 5177 nt
Organism: Ornithorhynchus anatinus (platypus)
Lineage: Eukaryota; Metazoa; Chordata; Mammalia; Monotremata; Ornithorhynchidae
Gene: MPP2
Product: membrane palmitoylated protein 2
Exons: 13
Coding region: 659-2317 (552 amino acids)
Cellular component (GO): plasma membrane; cell-cell junction
Molecular function (GO): protein binding
Source: RefSeq, a predicted model, not a curated record
AGGAAGAGGAGGAGAAAGAAAGAGGAGGAGGAGGAGGACAACGGUGCUAGAGACGGACUCCUGUCUCUGCAAAUCUUCCCCAUCCGCUGUACACACACGCGCACGCACACACAGACGCACGCACACGCACAUAGCCACACGCGAGGAAACUGAGGCAGGUAUCAGCGGGAGGGGCUCCGCUCCACCGUGCUCGCUCUUCCUGCAGACUCGAAGAGGUCGGGGAGAGGGGUGCGUGUGUGGGUCCGUGUGUGUGCGGAUCUGUGCGUGUCGGGGGUGGACAGAGCGGACUCCGGCCGCAUCUCCCACCGCCCCCGCACCGCUGGCCUCCCCGGCUGGCCCCCUCGCCCCUUUAAGAGCCCCGUCCGUGCAAAGCUCCGAGGACCCAGGAGUCCCCAGCUCCCCGCCGGGCCCCGCAGCCGCAACGAGGUUCCUCCCGCAACCGUCAUCCCGCCUCUCCCGCCGGUGGGCCCGCUCCCCCGCACCCAGCCGGCGUUGCCCUUUUAAGAUUCCGCCGGAGCCCGGGGCGGCGAUUGCGGGGCUCGAGGACCCGCACCUCCUCCCGCACCUCCUCCGGCCAGGACCCCGGCAGCGCCACCCCAGCCUCGGACCCCUCCGGGCACAGGAGUGGCCAUCAGCCAAUUCCAGCCUCACCGCCGCCAUGCCCGUGGCUGCCGCCAACUCCGAGUCUGCGAUGCAGCAGGUGCUGGACAACUUGGGUUGCCUGCCCCACUCUGCUGGGGCCGCCGAGCUGGACCUCAUCUUCCUCAGGGGCAUCAUGGAAAGUCCAAUAGUAAGAUCCCUGGCGAAGGCCCACGAGCGGCUGGAGGAGACCAAGCUGGAAGCUGUGCGGGGAGACAACAUAGAGCUGGUGAGGGACAUCCUGGGGGACCUGGCCCAGCUGGCACCCCAUAGCCCCACCGCUGCCGAGCUCGUGCUCCUCCUGCAGGAGCCCCACUUCCAGUCCCUCCUGGAGACCCACGACUCAGUUGCUUCGAAGAGCUAUGAGACGCCACCCCCCAGCCCCGGUUUGGACGCCACACUGAAUGCCCAGCCUGUGCCCCCAGAUGCCGUGCGCAUGGUGGGAGUCCGCAAGGCAGCGGGCGAGCACCUGGGCGUGACGUUCCGCGUGGAGGGCGGAGAGCUGGUGAUUGCUCGCAUCCUGCACGGGGGCAUGGUGGACCAGCAGGGGCUGCUACACGUGGGCGAUGUCAUCAAGGAAGUGAACGGGCAGGAGGUGGGCAGUGACCCCCGGGGGCUGCAGGAGCUGCUCCGCAGUGCUAGUGGCAGCGUGGUCCUCAAGAUCCUGCCCAGCUACCAGGAGCCCCACCUGCCCCGCCAGGUGUUUGUGAAAUGCCACUUUGACUACGACCCCGCCCGGGAUACCCUGAUCCCCUGCAAGGAGGCGGGGCUGGGCUUCACCGCUGGAGACCUGCUACAGAUCGUCAAUCAGGACGACCCCAACUGGUGGCAGGCCUGCCACGUUCAGGGGGGCAGCGCGGGCCUGGUACCCAGCCAGCUGCUGGAAGAGAAGAGGAAAGCCUUUGUCAAGCGGGAUGUGGAGGUUACGCCCACGUCAGGGGCCUUGUGUGGCAGCAUCUCGGGCAAGAAGAAGAAGAGGAUGAUGUAUCUCACCACUAAGAACGCGGAGUUUGAUCGCCACGAGCUUUUGAUCUACGAGGAGGUGGCCCGGAUGCCCCCGUUCCGCCGGAAAACCCUGGUUCUGAUCGGGGCCCAGGGCGUGGGCCGGCGCAGUCUCAAGAACAAGCUGAUCAUGUGGGACCAGGCACGCUAUGGCACCACAGUGCCCUACACCUCACGGAAGCCCAAGGACUUGGAGAAGGAGGGCCAGGGCUACAGCUUUGUGUCGCGGGCAGAGAUGGAGGCGGACAUCAAGGCUGGUCGUUACCUGGAGCAUGGGGAGUACGAGGGCAACUUGUACGGGACCCGCAUCGACUCCAUCCGCCGCGUGGUGGCAGCUGGCAAGAUGUGCAUUCUCGAUGUCUACCCCCAGGCGGUGAAGGUACUGAGGACGGCGGAAUUCGUGCCCUAUGUGGUGUUCAUCGGGGCUCCGGACUCAGAGACUCUGCGAGCCAUGAACCGGGCAGCUCUGGACAGUGGCAUCACAACCAAACAACUCACGGAGGCGGAUCUGAAGCGGACGGUGGAAGAGAGUGCGCGCAUCCAGAGGGGUUACGGGCACUACUUCGACCUGUGCCUGGUCAACGACAACCUGGAGCGGACCUUCCGUGACCUGCAGGGAGCGAUGGAGAAGCUGCGGUCCGAACCCCAGUGGGUGCCUGUUUCUUGGGUCUACUGAGCCCCCCCGCAGGCCUGGCUCUGCCCGCCGAUUCCCGAAACCCUCCAGAUCCGGUGCCGGGCACGGUCUCUAGGCCCCCGCCAUCCCAGGUCCUGUCCUGGGCUCCCUCCCUGGUGACCAGAAAUUUUGGGGGGUGCCAGCCCUGAUGAGGCAAACCCUGUUGGGGGGUGGGCAUUUGUGGGGUUCUGUGCCCAGGUGCUGUCCAUUCCUUUUCCAUCUCCCCACCCCUCAACCACCAGCAUGCUGCACCCAGGGGCUGCCUGGCCUGUCCACCAGAUGUUCUGGCUUCUACCCAGACCUGAGCCAAGCUGACUCGGGGAGCCAGUCAGUGCCUGAGUCAGGGGGAACCAGAAACUUGAGAAGUCAAUCCCUGAGCAUUCCAGGGGUAGUGGACUUUCUGAGUUCCUUCCCUCCAGCCCCGUCCCCAUCUCAAUCCUCAGCUGUUCACUGCCAGGCCUCUCUGUGGGGUACAAAGGGAAACUCAGGCUGGCCCCGCCCUGUUCCCUUGGCUCCGCUCUGUCCCCCCAAGUCCUGUGAAUGAAGAUGGCAGAGCCGGGGUGUUGGAGGUGGGGGCGGUGGGGCACAGCUAUUAACCAUCUUGACCAGGGUCUGGGUUCAGGCUGCAGGGAAAGGUUUCUGCCCAGAUCCCUGCAUGGCAGCACCCAACACUGAUGAGCCCAGUGAGGUCAGGAGACGUGGGCAAAGGAGAGAGACCUCGGGACGACCUCCCCGGGGCACAGCUUACCCAGGGGGCAUGGAGGCUCACCACCUUACCCUGUCUGGCACUUGGCAGGGUUCUGGGCACCGAUGCCACGUAGAGGUGCUAGUGCGAGUUCACAAGGACUCGGACACUUCCAAGGAGAUAGGGUUGGGGGUUGGAAGGUGGGUUCAGAAGGGACUGGAAGAUAAUUUUCAGGGGUUUCUGAUUCUGAAAUCUGAGACAGCCUGCUGAGCCCCUAACCCCACACUGCCCAACCCAAGCCAUUCCCAAAGGGUGAGCUUGGGGAAGAGCUCGGUUUCAAAAGAACAGUCAUUUUGGGUUUUGAAAUGUCAGAGGUCAUUUCAUCGAUUCCCCUCAGGCUGCAGGACCCCUCACUCUAGACAGAUGGGGUGGCGGGGGGCUGUCUCUCCUAGGACAAAGCUAUAGGUGGUCAACUUCCUCCUGUGGACAGCUCCUCCCACUCUCACGGUCCUUCCUGCUCUCUAACUGCACUCCCUCUUGCUGAAGCAUUGGUCAUAUCUCUCAGGAGGUGCAGUAGGUGCCCUGAAAGCCCUAGGUGGGCUAUCUCAGGGCUCUUGGUAGAGAGGGAAGACUGGGAGCCCCAGAAGGCUAGAGGCUGGAUAGAGCGACCAAGACAGUCCAUUCCAGGAGAGAGAGAAUAAAUGUAACCAUUGUUACAAGUAGUUUAAAUAGAUUUAUUAUAUUGUAAAUAUCAACUUGUCACUGAGUACAGAAUAGGGGUGGAUUGUGGGUGCAGAUGGGCUGGGAUGAGCCCCAUAUUGCUUUCUCUGCUCUCCUGGACCAGUUCACCUGCCUCUCAUUCUGACCACCUCUGUCACUGUAUAUGCUAUGGUUCUGCCUGAAAUUUUCAUUUCCCUUUAGAUGGUGUGUCAAAAAAUUGUUUCCCAGGUCUGUUGUAACUAGCUCUACCCCCUCCAAAUCCUUCUUCCAGCCCCCUCCCUCACCAUAACUUUCCUGGAGAGAGUGGGAGAGGACGAGUUUUCCCAGAUUGCUGACUCCCUCAUUUUUCUGAUGGACUGGUCCACGGCAUGUGCAUUGGCCCAUUCCCGAGGUAGAUCCAUCGUGGGACAUUGGGACCAGGGUUGGGGUGGUGGUGAAUCUUGAGUUGGUUUCUGAUCUGGAAAGUCCAAUCACGAAGGAGAUUUCAAACACCUGACAAGCUUCCUCUUGACUUCCCCCACCCCUUUCCCCACCAUGGGGGGAAAUCAGUGCCCUUUCCUCCCCCUUCUGCUCACUCAGGGGUCACUUGCCCAGGACAAAGUAGGUGAGUGACCAGUUGGAAAGUUACCUCUUUCCAGACGCUCAGUACAGUGCUGCACCCAGGAUAGGGGCUUGGUCAAUACUACUGAGAUUGACUGAUAGAAGGAGGCAUGCUGGGCUGGACAUUCUUGGAGGGUCUUCUGGCUGGCCUCUGAGGUGAGUCUCUAAUACUAAAAUCAGUUAUGGGGACCCCUGAUGUUGGGGGUCAGCUUAGGGGCUAGGAUCCCCUCCCCUUCCCCACACUUUUCUACAGCUACCAGAGUCAUACCUAUGACCUUUGCUCCAGUGUCUGAAUCUCCCCCAUCCCCAAAUUUCCGUUAAAGCUGGAGACCCCCCAAGUAAGAAACUAAAAACUUGGGGUCGAGAUGGGGAGAGACAGUGAGUGCUCAAGUGGACCCCAUGGGCAAUACCAGAGGGAAAGAGGGCAGUAGGUGCCUGGAAAUGGCUGAGGUGGGUGGCAUUUCUGAACCACUCACUCUCCCCACCUCCCCAUACCUGGGUCAGAGUGCCAGCUUUCUCCCCUCCCUCUGCCCCCUGCCUCCAGCCCUUCGCCUCUAGCCAACUUCCUGGUCUGCCCAAGGAUCCAGUCUCACUUGCCCGGUGGCCAGGGGAGGCCCCAGAUGGGUCUGGACCACCCCUGCAUGCUCCAUGCGUGUGUGUGCAUCUGUAUCACAUGUGUCCCGUGUGAGACUGCCCCGGCUGCCUUCAGUUUUAGAAUUUUGUACCGACUGUUUGAUAUUCAUAGGAUUCCUUUCUCCGGGCCCCUCCCACCCCUGGCCUAGACCCUCCCCAACUCCCACCGGCAGGGACACACCUGUUCAGGCUCUUUCUGCUCUUUGAUUAAAUUUCCAGACUAAA